Danio aesculapii is the source of this 1775-nucleotide messenger RNA. Its product is annotated as LHFPL tetraspan subfamily member 6 protein. The transcript has 4 exons. The record is from RefSeq and is a predicted model, not a curated record. The coding region runs from base 390 to 992 and encodes 200 amino acids. Gene Ontology annotation, cellular component: membrane. Lineage: Eukaryota; Metazoa; Chordata; Actinopteri; Cypriniformes; Danionidae.
UGCGGGACACACACACGCGCUGCUCAGCGCACCGCGGCUCCUAUGAAACACACUGGGAUUAUUACUUCAGCGUUUUCUGACAGGACUGACACCGAAAUAAACAGACAGACUCCAGCAGACCCCAUUAGAACGGAAUUUAAGGUGCGUUUUCUGCACGCGCACCGUUCAGCGGAUAAAGUUUAUUUCUCCUUCAGGAUCCCAUGAAGGUUCAGUUAACACACGCCGCUCACAAAACACACACAUGUGAUGAUAUGCAAAACCAUGCUGAACGCUAUCAGGAGAUAGACAUCCUCAUUUUCUAACCAGGGGAAAGGAAGUUAUCUUUGGGGAAAGGGAGUUAUUUGCCAUCCUCUUCUCCAAGCUCUUCUUUUCUGGAAGUGUGGUCCAGCAUGGCGUCCAGCCUGACAUGUACAGGAGUAAUUUGGGCUCUGGUGUCCCUGCUGAGCGCCGCUGCGUCCUGCGUGGGCUUCUUCAUGCCCUACUGGCUGCUGGGCUCUCAGAUGGAUAAAGCGGUGUCCUUCGGCACCUUCCGCCGGUGCUCGUACCCCGUCCGGGAUGAGGAGCGUCAGGCGACGGUCAUGCUGGAGCAGUGUGGAAGGUACGCCAGCUUUCAAGGCAUCCCGAGCGUGGAGUGGCGCAUCUGUACGGUGGUCACCGGGGUGGGCUGCGGGCUGCUGCUGCUGGUGGGCCUGACGGCGCUCAUGGGCUGCUGCAUAUCAGAGCUCAUCUCCAGGAGCAUCGGACGUGCCGCCGGAGGGAUACAGUUCCUCGGAGGUCUGCUCAUUGGUUCGGGAUGCGCUCUGUAUCCUCUGGGCUGGGAUAGCGAGGAGGUCCGGCAGACGUGUAACAACAGCUCAGAUCAGUUUGAACUCGGUUCUUGUCAGAUCGGAUGGGCUUAUUACUGCACCGGGGCCGGUGCCGCCUCCGCCAUGCUAUUGUGCACGUGGCUCGCCUGUUUCGCAGGGAAGAAACAAAAGCAAUACCCAUAUUAGCAGACGCGACCUCAGCGACAGCAGGACGAUGCCUUACAAUUAAUGCAGCUCUGAAUCCUCAACACGGGACAUUUGUAGGAUUCAGAUGAGCAUGAUUUUGGACAGUACUUCCUCUGCAAAACUAGAGCGUUUUCAAUGCUAAAGGACCAAGUGAUGUUUUUUAUGACCACUGUUGUGAAUUUUACAGGAGUGCUUCUUUCUUUUUCUUUUUCUGUUUGGUCUCUCUUUCUCUGGAACUGAUAUGGUAAAAGUAAGCUUUGGUUCUGGUGUAAAAUAUUAGGUAACACUUUUAUUGAAGUCUGUAUAUGUAAUGGAUUAUUAGUACUUUUUCCAUGCAACACAUUAAAACGAAGGCUGAAACGAAGGCUAUCUAUCUAUCUAUCUAUCUAUCUAUCUAUCUAUCUAUCUAUCUAUCUAUCUAUCUAUCUAUCUAUCUAUCUAUCUAUCUAUCUAUCUAUCUAUCUAUCUAUCUAUCUAUCUAUCUAUCUAUCUAUCUAUCUAUCUAUCUAUCUAUCUAUCUAUCUAUCCUUCUGACCAUCCGUCUAUCUAUCUAUCUAUCUAUCUAUCUAUCUAUCUAUCUAUCUAUCUAUCUAUCUAUCUAUCUAUCUAUCUAUCUAUCUAUCUAUCUAACUCUCUAUCUAUCUAUCUAUCUAUCUAUCUAUCUAUCUAUCUAUCUAUCUAUCUAUCUAUCUAUCUAUCUAUCUAUCUAUCUAUCUAUCUAUCUAUCUAUCUAACUCUCUAUCUAUCUAUCUAUCUAUCUAUCUAUCUAUCUAUCUAUCUAUC